Messenger RNA from Cyprinodon variegatus (sheepshead minnow), 4290 nucleotides. Its product is annotated as glycogen synthase kinase-3 beta-like. Gene Ontology annotation, biological process: extrinsic apoptotic signaling pathway in absence of ligand; negative regulation of TOR signaling; protein phosphorylation. Gene Ontology annotation, molecular function: ATP binding; protein serine/threonine kinase activity. The record is from RefSeq and is a predicted model, not a curated record. Gene Ontology annotation, cellular component: cytosol; cytoplasm; axon. The transcript has 11 exons. Bases 146 to 1462 code for a protein of 438 amino acids. NCBI's taxonomy places the organism in Eukaryota, Metazoa, Chordata, Actinopteri, Cyprinodontiformes, Cyprinodontidae.
UCUAGCAACAGCUUUCAACCCAGACAGCUGGCGGCGGAAACUGAAGCGCAAUUCUUUUAACUAUUAUUCGCCACCCGUUGAUCAUAAUUAUUAGUCGCUGAGCUGAAAACAGAGGGGAGAAUAACUCUGACCUCUGCUCAGAGAUAUGAGCGGCAGCGGGCGGCCCAGGACCAGCUCGUUUGCUGAGCCGCCAGGUGUUCCAGGAGCCCUCGCAGCCUCCGCCGGAUCAGCCGCUGCCGUGGGGAGCAGCACAGGAAAGUCCGGGGUCCCGCAGGCCUCCGGCAGCAGCUCGUCGGGAUGCUCGAAUCUUAAGCUUUCCAGAGACAUUGGGAAGGUGACGACAGUCGUGGCCACACCGGGUCAGGGUCCAGACCGCCCACAGGAAGUCUCCUACACCGACAUCAAGGUUAUUGGAAAUGGAUCAUUCGGAGUCGUGUACCAGGCUCGGCUCAUCGACAGCCAGGAGAUGGUCGCCAUUAAGAAAGUUCUGCAGGAUAAGAGGUUUAAGAACCGAGAACUACAGAUCAUGAGAAAGCUGGACCACUGCAACAUUGUCCGCCUGCGGUACUUCUUCUACUCGAGCGGCGAGAAGAAAGACGAGGUCUACCUCAACCUGGUGAUGGAUUUCGUCCCUGACAUGGUCUACAGAGUUGCCAGACAUUUCAACAAAGCCAAGAGCAUCAUUCCGAUCAUUUACGUGAAGGUGUACAUGUACCAGUUGUUCCGCGGCCUGGCCUACAUCCAUUCCCAGGGGGUUUGCCAUAGAGACAUCAAGCCCCAAAACCUGCUUGUUGAUCCAGAAACUGCCGUCCUGAAGCUGUGCGACUUCGGCAGUGCCAAGCAGCUGGUUCGCGGAGAACCCAACGUGUCGUAUAUCUGCUCUCGGUAUUACCGCGCCCCGGAGCUCAUCUUUGGUGCCACAGACUACACAGCAAACAUUGACAUCUGGUCGGCCGGCUGCGUGCUGGCAGAGCUCCUCCUCGGUCAGCCGAUAUUCCCUGGAGACAGCGGCGUCGACCAGCUGGUGGAGAUCAUCAAGGUGUUGGGAACGCCAACGAGGGAACAGAUACGAGAGAUGAAUCCAAACUACACAGAGUUUAAGUUCCCACAGAUCAAAGCUCAUCCAUGGACCAAGGUGUUUAAACCGCGCACUCCCCCGGAGGCCAUCGCUCUCUGCUCCCGGCUGCUGGAGUACACGCCUGCGUCACGCCUCUCCCCGUUAGAGGCCUGCUCUCACGCCUUCUUCGACGAGCUCCGCCAGCCGAACACGCGGCUGCCCAGCGGACGAGAGCUACCGAUGCUGUUCAACUUCAGCACCACAGAGCUCUCCAUCCAGCCUCAGCUGAAUUCGAUCCUCAUCCCUCCUCACGCUCGUUCUCAUACAGCUGCUUCCGUCCACGAUGGUCCCGGUUCAGAUUCAUCUCACCACAGCUCGGUACCAGGAUCCCUCAACAGCAUCUGAAGCAGCGUGUCGCCGUCCACCUGCAGGCCUCUUUCUCUCGCACACACACACUGCUGCUGCUGCUGCUUUCUGUCCUCUAAAUAAUCUGUACAGUAAAUCUGUUAAAUGACUGUUAGCUCUGUAGCUGCUGGCGUGGAAACGGCAGGAGGUUUGAUAGUGGGGGCUGGUCCUCUGAAAUAGAACGUCUUCUUUUUUAAUUAGCCUUUUGUGUUAAUUUAUUUGACUUUCUGUAUGAUGUGGCAACAUAUUAUUAUGAUUUUUAUUCCUCUGUGAUUUUAAAUCCCAGUUUUAAAGCGAUGGACUGAAUUCUGUCCGAGCGACACCAGAGUCGGGUCUGCAGGUGAUCCGGCCUCUCGGCUUUGGUGCAAAUAGAAGCACUAGCACCAGCUACGCUUAGAGAUGCAUUCCUGAAGCUGUUGUUGCCAGGCAACCGGCUGAUUAUAUUAGCUAACUAGCUUCGUAGCUCAAAGAUGUGAUUCCCGAACGGCUUAUUUUAAGACGUUAGACGGAUUGAAGCUCAGAUGGUUUGACUUCAGACAGUGGACGUUUUUUUUCAGUAGCAGAGGCGUCUGAAAAUAGAUCAAAACGUAGAAAUGUAAACUAGAACCAAUCUGGUUGUUAGAACAAGUGAUUUCCAGCUUUUAAUGCAAAAUCCUGCUGAGUAUAACUCGCUUCGCUUCGUAUGCGAGAGCCAACCUGACCGCAGGUUGAUCAGCGGCUGAAUAUAAAUCACUCAGAAACAGUCGGUCUUUAUUAGCCGCCUCAAAAUUAGCAUCUGUUGGUGAGCGCCCUCCGCUGGAUGAGGGAGGGAAUUUUUUCAGGUUGGAGAAGCGACGGCUCAGUCCAAACACUCUCCAUCCUCCAAUGAAAGGAAAGGAGAAGCUUCCACCUUUCAGCAAAGCUUUGAUCACAAAUAUCUGUUUGAUGAAAGAUUACGACUGUUGUUCUUAUUAAUGAGCAAUAAGGAAAAGUUUAAUCAGUCGACGCUCUAAAGAAAUCUGAAACGAGUCGUUUCUGUGAAAACUUCUCAUGUUUUUGGUCCCUAUUUUAAAGGUUUUCUAUAUUUAAACAUCCUCAAAACACUUCUUUUUAUUAUCUAUGAGUAUCACCAUGUUUUCGGGGAGGAAUUAAUCCAAAUUCUUUUAAUUUUUUAUUUUUAGCGGUGAUCUGAAGGCCCUUAAAUCAAGCUGAGGAGUUUUUUUAUCGGAAGUGUUGGAGUUUUCCUGCUUAUCCGAUGGAAUAAAAGCUGCUUUACGUUCAGUUCUUUUGACGUGCUGAAGAUGAGGCAGAUGUUGAGGUUUCUGGGAGCUGCUGUCUUUCUGUCUCACAUUCGUUUGAGGACAGAGAAUUGAAACUUUUAACCAGGAAUUGAGAAUUUAGAAACCCGGCGAAUGUUUUUCCUUAUGUGUGUCGGAGAUUCUUCACGCCUGCCAACUGUUUUAGGGUUAGGAGCCAGAUUUUAGUCGGAGCGCUUGGAAGUUUGUAGUUUUAGUAUAUUUGAUACUCCGGUUCCAUACGGACCGCCUGCUGUUUCUAGCUGCUGCCUGAGCUCCUCUCGCUGUUUAAUUCACACAUUAGGAGGAGAGUCGCUGCCAACUGGUUUCUAACUGGGAAGCUGCCAGUCUGAUGAGGUCACUGCCGCCCACAUGCCCGCUUUAUGUCCACACGGCGCUGCUGAUCGUCCCCGCAGGGCGCGUCGGCGCUCAGAGCUGUCAGGAUUACUACGGCAAUGAAAAAGCGUGAAAAUAAAAUAAAAACCCUGCAGGGAGGAAUCAGUCCGGGCCGAUUUUUUUCUCCUCGACUCUCAGAAGCCAUUGAUUUCCUCACUCUUAUUGCACAUGUAAAUAUCACUGAUUUUAUUUCUUUCCUUUUUAUUAAAGACAGAGUCGGUUAAAUUUGACCUUCCUCAUUCUGUCGAUGAAGAUGUCUUAGUUUGUAAAUACGUUUUUUUUUUUUUUUCUCCACAAUUCAAAAUGUAAAUAAGGAAAAAAAAAAAAUCGAACUGCCACUCAUGUUUGCAGAUGAUGUUUUUCUCUCUCUGUCAUUUUUUGUGAAAACUGUGAAGAAACUCUGCGGUUCUCCUUCCAUCGGUCCUCUCCGGGUCCGUCCCGAGUUCUGAGAGGGUUCUGUUCUGAAAAGCCGUCUUCCGCUCUGAUCCUACUUCAGAUUAAACUCAACUUGACUGAAUGUCGCUUGUUUUCUGUCCACCUCUUUGUCUGAAAACUUAAACUGCUUAUUUUUGUGGUUGUUUCCAUUUAUAAUUAGAUCUGAAGCAUUUUAAUUUGUAGUUUUAUUAUGUUUCCAAACAUUUUGAGGAGUUUUCUGCCAUUUUUUGACCUGAAAAACUGAUCCUGGAACGAGUUCAGAUUAAGAGCUCUGACGCUUCUUUUUUUAGACCAAUCUGGAUCUGAUCAUUGUAAAUAAAAUCCAGCCUCUUUUUCUUCUCGGUCAAACAUUUUGUUUAAUAGUAAUAAAGUCUGAAGGGUUUGAAAUCUGAACCAAACCCAUUGCUGGAGUCACAUGUCCAAUUUAAAGCCUUGAUCUCAAAGCGUCCAGAAGCCAUAAAACAAAAUAAACUGUGAAAUUAACAUUUUUAUCCUCAUUAAUCGAAUUUCUAAGUUGGUGCGAGAACAAACGGUUUAUCUUUGUCCUUUGACUCAUGAUCUUCAGUCACAUAAUCAUAAUAAAAUAAAUCAUGAACCAGAAAUUCAGUCAUAAGAUUAUUGAAACUGAGGUUUAACCCAAUCAUGAGACUUAAGCAAGAAACAUUUAAUUUCUUUCUGUUUCUAUGCAGACAUAGAAAAUUAUCAGACUUCCAGAUGAUGUAG